AUGGAAAUUUUUAUGAGGUCUGUUGACAAAGGUAUAUGGGAAGCGGUGGAAAAUGGUUCUUCUAUUCCAACUCGAACGGUUAAUGAAUUUCAGUUUGUAAGACAGAUCAAGAAAUGUGGGAAGUACUCAGAGUUACCCAUGAAGCCUGGAGAAACCAUAGCAGAUGUGCAAAACCGCUUCACUCAUAUUAUCAACCAUCUCAUUGUAUUGGGUAAGACUUUUGACACUAAUGAACUCAAUGUGAAAAUCUUAAAAUCUUUGGACAGGUCAUGGCAACCCAAGGUGACAACAAUCUCUGAGUCACAAAAUGUAUCUUCAAUGUCAAUGGAGAUAUUGUUUGGAAAGCUCUGUGAGCAUGAGCUUGAGCUCAAUAGACUAGCUGCAGAAGAAGACCAAGGAAAGAAGAAAACCUUGACAUUCAAAACUAAAGUAUUUAAAGGAAAGAGCUCAAGAGUAGAAGAUGAUUAUGAUGAUGAUGAGCGUAUGAGCCUUAUGAUCAAGAGAUUUGGCAAGUUCAUGAAAGUUAUAGGUAAAGACAAGUUUAGAAGUGAAAAGAAGGAUAAUCAAGGGUCCUCCUCAAGAGAACGAAUGGCUCCUAGAUUACCUCCUCCUCCUCAACCUACUGAACCCGAUACUACCAACAAUGCUAGGAUGUUGGAAACUGUAAUUGACAGACUUCAACAACAAAAUACAACAUUAAUUGAGCAGAACACCGCCUUGAUGAGGCAAAAUCAGGAUGCAAUGCAGAGUUUGGAGGCCUCGCGUGUUAAUUCAGAAGCAACACAGAGGCAAUUGAUGGAUAUUCUUGCCGCAACUAGAGGUGCGCCUGGAGCAUCUUCUUCAAACGCUGCUCAACCGAAUGCUGAAUGGAGUUUGAAGAGUUUUCUUCAGCAUCACCCUGCCAAAUUUAGUGGGAAGUGUCUCCCGGAUGAAGCUGACCAGUGGCUGAGGGAUAUGGAGAGAAUUUUCAACGCCAAGAGAUGUCCGGAUGAGAACCGCUUGGCAUAUACAGAGUACUUGCUGACUGGAGAAGCGAGCCACUGGUGGGCGAGCGCCAGAGCCAUUCUAACGGACGCUCAACAGCCGAUUACUUGGGCAGUGUUCAGAAACAAAUUCUAUGAAGAGUACUUCCCUGACAGCGUUCGUUUUGCAAAGGAGGUUGAGUUCUUACAGCUGGUUCAAGGGGGUAUGUCGGUUUCAGAAUACACCAAUAAAUUCAAACACCUUGUCAGAUUCAAUACUAUGGCCACCAGUGAAGAGUGGCAAUGUUGGAAGUUUGAGAACGGCCUAAGGAGUGAUUUGAAAGUUAUGAUUUCAAGCUUGUGCAUAAGAACGUUUCCUGCCAUGGUUGAGAGGGCUAAGGUGUUGGAGAAGAACAUGACGGAAGCUGAACGACACAAGAAACAACAACAAGUGAGUAGGGGACCGAUAGUGUCCAGGGGAGGUAUGGUUCAGAGGAGGACUCCUUACGCUCGUCCUAGUCAAUCAUCUCAUGCAAGCGGAUCACAAGCGAUCGUUCCUGUCGGACAGUCUGGACAAGGGAACGUUACUUGUUACCAGUGUGGAGGGCCACAUUAUAGGAAUUCAUGCCCUCAACUAGCUGGAGGAAAGCACUGCAAUCUUUGUGGAAGGAACGGACACUCAGAUAACGAGUGCAAUUUGAGCGGACGUGCAGUGACGAGACCACCUGUUGCUGGAAGGAAUCAACCGAGAGGUGGUAGAGCACAAGCAGUGGGUCGCGUGUAUGCAAUAACUGGGGCGGAAGCAACUAACUCAGGUAACCUUAUAACCAGUGAAUGCUUGCUGUAUGGAGUAUCCUGUCAUGUGUUGUUUGAUUCUGGGGCGACUCACUCCUUCAUCUCGAAGGCGUGUGUUGAAAAAUUGGGAAUAGUGGAGAGGGAUAUGCAGUUCGACCUGGUGGUUUCUACCCCGGCAGCUAGAGAGAUUAGGACGUCUACUGUAUGCAUUAGAUGUCCUAUUGUGGUUGAGGGGCGAGAUUGUGGGAAGAAGGAGUUGGUGUUUCCGGGUGAAGAAGAAGAGGAAUUUUCGAUAACGCUCGGUCAGUUAAAGGAGGAUAUAAUGGAAGGAGCAAGCUGUUUCCUGAUCAUGACACAUGAAGAUCAGGAGUUCGGAGGAUUGGGAAAAGAACGAACGUCCAGGGAAGGCAGUGUUGAACGAACGGUUGUGGAUGAGUUUCCAGACGUUUUUCCAGAAAAGAUUCAUGGACUGCCUCCCGUUCGUGAAAUUGAAUUCACCAUUGAUUUGGUGACAACGGCAGCCCCUAUAUCUGUUCAGCCAUAUCGUAUGCCUCCUGCAGAGUUGGCCCCGAGCGUGUCACCAUGGAGAGCGCCUGUGCUCUUGGUGAAAAAGAAGGAUGGCAGCUCUCGUUUGUGCAUAGAUUACAGACAAUUAAACAAGCUGACCAUCAAGAACAAAUACCCGUUGCCAAGGAUAGAUGACUUGUUGGAUCAACUGCAUGGAGCAACGGUAUUUUCUAAGAUUGAUUUGCGUUCGGGCUAUCACCAAAUAAGGGUUAAGGAGGACGACAUCCAGAAGACAGCGUUCAGAUCACGUUAUGGGCAUUAUGAAUACGUGGUAAUGCCAUUUGGAGUGACGAACGCUCCAGCCAUCUUUAUGGAUUACAUGAACCGGAUAUUUAGACCUUAUUUGGACAAGUUUGUGGUCGUUUUCAUAGAUGAUAUUCUCAUCUACUCUAAGACACAAGUCGAACAUGAAGAACACUUGAGGGCAGUGCUGAGCGUGUUGAGAGAAAAAGAGUUGUAUGCAAAGCUGUCCAAGUGUGAAUUUUGGAUGAAGGAGGUACAGUUUUUGGGCCAUGUGGUCUCGGCUAAAGGUAUUUCAGUGGAUCCAUCUAAGGUGAGAGCAGUGUUGGAUUGGAAAAGCCCGCGUUCGGUCACGGAAGUGAGGAGUUUUGUUGGACUUGCGGGCUACUAUAGACGCUUCAUAGAGGGGUUCGCCAAGAUAGUGGCUCCUCUUACCCAAUUGACUAGAAAGGAUCAGCCGUUCGCCUGGACUGAUCUAUGUGAGGAGCGUUUCCAGGAGCUGAAGGUGAAACUGACGAGCGCUCCAGUUUUGAUUAUUCCAGACACGUCCAAGCCCUUUGAAGUCUACUGUGACGCGUCCCAUCAAGGGUUGGGCUGUGUGCUUAUGCAAGAGAGACGAGCGAUAGCGUACGCGUCUCGUCAGUUGAAGAUUCAUGAACGCAACUAUCCAACGCACGACCUGGAAUUGGCAGCGAGGCGUUGGCUAGAAUUUUUGAAAGACUAUGAGUUUGAGUUACUGUAUCACCCUGGAAAGGCCAAUGUAGUGGCGGACGCUCUAAGCAGGAAGGCAGUGCAUGUUUCGGUUAUGAUGGUGAAAGAGUUAAGUUUGGUGGAGAGCUUCAGGGAUCUAAGGUUGCAAUUUGAGUUGGAACCAAACAGCAUCAAGUGCUGUAACCUUAGAAUAUCAAGCAAUGUAUUUGAUCGUAUCAGGAUGAAGCAACGUGAGGACGAGGACCUGGUGAAGAUUCUAAGUACGCUCGGUUCGGAUCAAACCAAAGAAUUCAAUACGGGGACUGACGGCCUAUUACGAUACAUGGAUAGGACGUGCGUUCCCAAUGAUGGCGAGCUGAAGCGGAUCAUAUUGGAGGAAGCACAUCAUAGUCGUCUUAGCAUACAUCCUGGUAUGACUAAGAUGUACCAAGAUCUUAGGUGUUCGUUCUGGUGGCCUGGAAUGAAGAGUGAUGUCGCUCGUUUUGUGGCAUCCUGCUUGACCUGUCAACGAGCAAAGGCUGAACACCAACGACCAGGCGGCUUACUUCAACAAUUGGAGAUUCCUGAAUGGAAGUGGGACAGCAUUUCCAUGGACUUUGUGACCCAUCUACCACGAACAGUUAGGAAUCAUGACUCAAUCUGGGUGAUCGUGGACAGAUUAACGAAGAGCGCCCACUUCCUGCCCGUUAACUUGAAGAUGUCAAUGACUAAUUUGGCCAAGUUGUAUAUUAGAGAGAUCGUUCGUCUGCAUGGGGUGCCUUCGAGCAUAAUUUCUGACCGAGACACGAGAUUCACAUCUCGGUUUUGGCAAUCGUUACAGGGCGAGCUGGGAAGCAAGUUGCAGAUGAGUUCAGCAUAUCAUCCUCAAACGGACGGCCAGUCCGAACGUACCAUCCAAACGCUGGAAGACUUACUGAGGACGUGCGUCCUAGAUCACUUGGGCGCUUGGGAUGAAGUCUUGCCACUGGUGGAGUUCACGUACAACAACAGCUUUCAAGCUAGCAUUGGGAUGGCGCCGUUUGAAGCUCUCUAUGGGAGGAAGUGCCGAACGACACUUUGCUGGUUCCAAGAUGGAGAGAACGUGUUAACUGGACCUGAGCUCAUCCAGCAAACAACCGAGAAGGUUAAGUUGAUCCAAGAUAGAUUGAGGACGUCCUUGAGCAGGCAAAAAUCAUAUGCGGAUAGGAGGAGAAGACCAUUGGAAUUUGCUGUAGGUGAUCAUGUAUUUUUGAGACUAAAUCCAAUCACUGGAGUGGGGAGAGUAGUUCGUCCAAAGAAGCUGUCUCCCAAGUUCAUAGGACCGUAUCAAAUUUUGAAGAAGAUUGGACCAGUAGCUUAUGAACUUGCAUUGCCUCCUCAACUAGCAAAUCUUCAUCCUGUUUUCCACGUAUCUCAACUCAGAAAGUACAUAGCUAAUCCUUCUCAUGUGUUGGAGUUGGAGGACAUUCAGUUGCGGCCAGACCGAACGUUAGAGUUGCAACCAAUCAGUAUUGAAGACGUUCGCACCACGCUACACAAAGGGAAGUACGUUCGUUUAGUGAAGGUAGUGUGGGACGCUAAGACUGGUGAUUCAACGUGGGAAGUUGAGGGUGCAAUUAAGGACUUGUAUCCACACUUAUUCACGGAUCAAGUGAAAGUAUAUAGUGAAACUGAGGGUAGAACGCAUAAGAGACCAACUCAACAGUUGCAUUAG
Messenger RNA from Vigna angularis (adzuki bean), 4968 nucleotides. RefSeq lists its product as uncharacterized. NCBI's taxonomy places the organism in Eukaryota, Viridiplantae, Streptophyta, Magnoliopsida, Fabales, Fabaceae. Gene Ontology annotation, molecular function: aspartic-type endopeptidase activity; nucleic acid binding. The record is from RefSeq and is a predicted model, not a curated record. The coding region runs from base 1 to 4968 and encodes 1655 amino acids. The transcript is spliced from 8 exons. Gene Ontology annotation, biological process: DNA integration; proteolysis.